This is a messenger RNA of Talaromyces proteolyticus, 3711 nucleotides long. RefSeq names its product WD repeat protein. Bases 438 to 3455 code for a protein of 1005 amino acids. The transcript is spliced from 8 exons. Gene Ontology annotation, biological process: protein deubiquitination; double-strand break repair via homologous recombination. Gene Ontology annotation, molecular function: ubiquitin binding. The record is from RefSeq and is a predicted model, not a curated record. NCBI's taxonomy places the organism in Eukaryota, Fungi, Ascomycota, Eurotiomycetes, Eurotiales, Trichocomaceae.
AAUACCGUUAUUAAUGCAGGCCAAGAGGCUGAGCUCGCUCCUCUCCUCCCACCUCCCCCCACAUGAGUCGCACUGGCUUAUCAGCAAGCGCAGUCCUCUUUCCGGCCAAUUGAUUCUGUCUCUCCUCAGUCCCCACUCUCGCCCUCCGACCUCCACGCAAGCUCCCAUCAUUACAUAGCCAUCCCUCCAUUAUUCACUGCAGUCGAUCCCGUCUUCUCGAAGAGCAAUUCUCGAAUUGUUGGCCUUUCGACAACUCACUUUGAUUGCGCUUGUCUCCUUCGUCUGUCGAUGCCCAUAACGUGACGCGUUCUUCGACUUGACUUCCACGGACCACCUCCGCAACCGUGGUUGUCUUGCUGCGGCUCUGGCCCCGACUCGACGCUCAUGAGCUCCGUUGUGCCUCUUUCUCGUUCUCAAAUACCAUAGCCUCUUUCUGAAUGGCACGCAAAUUCACUCAUCAGAGAGUGAGCUAUGUGCUCCCUCUUCCAGAUGCCCCGGGUGGGCACCGACUUGGUGUUAAUGGUCUUGCUGUUGACACCGAAAGCGGCAUUUUAUACUCUGCAGGUCGCGACGGUGUAAUAUGUUCCUGGGACCUGAACCACAAAACGUCGUCUCCACCUGCUGCCUCCCCGAAGAGCUCUAAAACGACUACACAUAGACAUCAGGUCCAGGCGCAUAGUCAUUGGAUAAACGACAUCGUUCUGACACAAAAUAACUCUGCCUUGGUUUCCGCCUCGUCAGACACGACAGUCAGGGUUUGGAGACCACAGUCUGAGACCGGCGACCUCCCAACUUCUGUCGGCCGUCAUGCCGACUACGUCAAGUGCCUAGCGACCUCAGGACUGCAGCCCAACUGGGUCGCAUCAGGAGGGUUGGAUCAAAAGGUUAUUCUAUGGGAUCUCAACGGCGGAGGCGAUAUAUUGAAAAUCGACACCUGCGGGGACGAAGUCACCGAAAAGGGGUCUGUAUAUGCUUUAGGGACAGGCGGCUCGGUCUUAGCAAGCGGUGGCCCGGAGUCAGUGGUACGAGUUUGGGAUCCAAAAUCAGGAAAGCUCAUCACCAAAUUCGUGGGACACACAGAUAAUAUUAGAGAUAUCCUAAUCAAUGAAGAUGGAGACACUAUUAUGUCCGCCUCUUCGGACCAGACUAUCAAGGUCUGGUCGUUGACUGCAGGUCGAUGUGCGCAUACAUUAACUAUGCACAACGACAGUGUGUGGUCACUCUAUUCAGAUCACCCCCAACUGUCGGUGUUUUAUUCUAGCGACCGAUCAGGUCUCGUUGCAAAGACGGAUACACGAAAUGUUCCCGAUAUCGAUCAAGGAACAUCCAUUGCUGCUCUUCAAGAACACGAAGGCGUUAUCAAAGUUGUAGCCGCAGGCGACUCUAUUUGGACUGCGACUCCGAAGUCUAGCAUCAACCGCUGGAAUGAUGUGGAUACAAGUGCGGAUAUUGAGCUUCCGAAUAACUCAGCUCAGCGUUUGAGUGCCGGUUCACCUACAGAAUCGCCCCCAGAGACUUCAAACCAAGCCCCUUUAGGGGCGACUAAUGGAACUACCAGAAAGAAAAUACCUCAUAGCUCCCUUCUCUUGCUCUCAAAUACGUCAACCUUUCCAGGGUUAGACCCGGAAAGAGCUACUAUAUACUCCUCUGUUAGCGGCCGAAAACCGUCAGACCUUGUCAAUGAUGACGAGCUUGGUGUUGUAAUGCCUGUGUAUGCAAUGCCGGAGGAAACAAUUGAGGGACAGCAUGGAUUGAUCAAAUAUUUGUUGCUCAAUGAUAGAAAGCGAACAUUGACUCAAGACACAGCUGGAGAGGUUGUUAUGUGGGACCUGGUCAAGUGUGUACCGAUACAAACGUUUGGAAAACGACACAUUGAUGACGUCGCAUCGGAAGUCAAUACGGUCGAAAGCAUAGCCCAUUGGUGUACAGUGGACAUUCGAACUGGACGUUUAUCUGUUAUCUUGGAACCGAAUCGCUGUUUCGAUGCCGAGGUGUAUGCGGAUGAUGUAGGUAUUACGGGCGAGUAUGAACAUGGUGCAGAUCAGAGACUGAAUCUUGGAAAGUGGGUUCUUCGAUGGUUGUUUGGCGAACUAGUUGAAGAAGAGGUUCGACGUGAUGAAAAGUACCGUGAAGCAGCAUUAGCAAAAGCAGCCGAAUAUCAUGACAGUGCUCCCGUUCGGAUCGAUUUGCCAACACCAAGAACACCAGGAUCACAAGGAAUUCCAGAACCGUUAUCAACAACACCGCGCGCUCUGAAUGGAUUGCAACCACAUAUUGCCUCGCCAGGUCUAAAUAUAGGCACAGUAUCUCCCGGAGGUGCUAAUCUUAGCUCUUCCCUUCCUAGAAGCGAAGAAGACCCAUUGCAUACAGGCUUCAACCACGAUUUGGCCAGACAUCCGUCCUCUGAGAAGCAAAAUGACUACUUUUCUAACGCACAUGCCAUCGAGGCGGAUAAACCAGUCCAAUCUGCAGCAGAUGAUCAAACACCUACGGCACUUCCUCAGUCACCAGCUGAGCCAGAAAAGGAGGAGAAAAGAAAAGGCUCGUUAUUUGGCAAGAAAUUCAGGAUGGAAUUCCCCAAAAAGCUUGGCAGGACCUCGGGCGAUGUGAAAAGCCCAUUGCCAGAGGAAAAGCCAGAAGAAUCUGACAAAUCAUCCGAGAAGGAAGAAAAGGUGUUUGAGAAUAGUCUCAACGGGGUUAUUGAACGAAUACACCAUGAGUACGAAACAUUUCUAGCUGCUAACCCUGGCUCAACUCUAGACUCGGGGAUCACCCCUAGCCCGGCCAGCGAAGCACCAGUAUUGCGUAUCCCGUCAAAUACAUCAAUAUUGAUCCAAGAAGAAUCUGGUGAUACGGCUGUAGCUGCGGAUCUUUACCAGGGGUUUGUGGGAAAUGUGCGAGAAGAGGUCGACAAGCUCGAGCAAGCGAUUCCUCAUUGGCUGGGAGAAUUAUUGUUGAAGAAUCAAAUUAUCGCAAAGGAAGUGGUGAAGGUUGCUUUCAUUCUAAAGCCAUAUGAAGACCAACUUCCUCCUGUGGUCAAACCUGAUGGGGCGGCCAACAAUAAUAGCUCUCGGCUGAACGCCAACCGUAUGCUCCGAGCCAAGAAGAUUCUCGCGUACAUCGCCGAGCGGAUUGAUCCAGCAGACCCAACAAACCCAGAUCCGGAUCCCAUGAAGCCUGAAGAAUAUUUGGACCUAUACUGCCAAAACACUUUGAUUCCGGAGAAUAUGACAUUGGCAACAAUACGAACACACAUUUGGCGCUCCGGUAGCGACAUGGUCCUUUUCUAUAAAGCCAAUGGCAAGAAAUUGAUUCGGCCACCAGUGACAGAAGCUCAAACUGUAGAUGUUCAAGCGAGUGAUGAUUCAAAUGCUGACAACCACCCGAAUGGCGCCUUGUCCCAGACAACCGCCCAAAGUCAAAACUCAGAAACCCCUUCUAUUUCUGGCUUAUAAAUAGCCAUUAGAAAAGAUUCUGUCCUCAUGAAUAGUCAAAAUGUACUGUAGACCAUAUUAUAAGUGCUAAGGAAGCGUUGCUUAUUGUUGUAAAAUUCGAUGGUGGUUUAGGGCUAGUGUCUAAUGAUAGCAAACCCUAAUGCAAUCGGGAUUUGAAGCAGCGGUGCAUUCCUUUCGAUAUUAUUUGAUAUUUGGGCCUAGUUUCAAUGGUAGAUACACCAUAAAUUAUCAAUCUAAUUCAUAGGGCACAUUAAGC